AUGAUAUUAUUUGGCGAUCUCACUAAAACGGCUUAUACACGCACUAGACAAUCAAUCGCACUGAUCCAGCCCGUGAUUAUUAUGGCAGAAAUGCAACAGCGUUGCGGUCAUGAUGCAAUGCUAUAUGUAGCAAACAAUGGAUCUCGAGUUCCAGCUUCAUCAACGCCUAAUUUGACUGCAAGCCAAACUCCUGGAGCUAGGACCGAUUCUCAGGGCCAUAACGUAUUGAAUGGGACUCGAUGGAAGAGUAAGGGCAUCAAAGAGUCAGAAUCUGAGAUGAGGCCUACGGAUAAAGGUAAGGCAUCGCCCCUCAGAAAAUUAGUGGAGAGGGAAUUAAAUUAUUUGAGGCAAAUCCUAUGUCUUGUCGCAUUAGAAAUCCAUAUUGGUUUGCAUGAUUUUCUGCUGUCUAGAUUGCCUUUGAAGAUCAUGCCCUGA
This is a messenger RNA of Protopolystoma xenopodis, 435 nucleotides long. The record is from the annotation of a GenBank genome assembly. NCBI's taxonomy places the organism in Eukaryota, Metazoa, Platyhelminthes, Monogenea, Polystomatidea, Polystomatidae.